Molecule: messenger RNA, 3117 nt
Organism: Micropterus salmoides (largemouth bass)
Lineage: Eukaryota; Metazoa; Chordata; Actinopteri; Centrarchiformes; Centrarchidae
Product: electrogenic sodium bicarbonate cotransporter 4-like
Exons: 24
Coding region: 70-3117 (1015 amino acids)
Biological process (GO): regulation of intracellular pH; monoatomic anion transport; bicarbonate transport
Cellular component (GO): plasma membrane
Molecular function (GO): solute:inorganic anion antiporter activity; monoatomic anion transmembrane transporter activity; sodium:bicarbonate symporter activity
Source: RefSeq, a predicted model, not a curated record
GCAGCAGAGCGGCUGCGCCACUUACUGGCGGAGGAUGACACCACCCCAACACCCACAAUAUUCACUGAGAUGGACACACUACAGCAAGAGGGGGGCGAGUUAGAGUGGAAAGAGUCUGCAAGGUGGGUGAAGUUUGAGGAGAAGGUGGAGGAGGGAGGAGAAAGAUGGAGCAAGCCUCAUGUCUCCACACUGACCCUCCACAGCCUGUUUGAGCUCAGGACCUGUCUGCAGACAGGAAGCAUCCUGCUGGACCUGGAGGGCUACUCGCUGCCACAGAUCGUGGAUGAGAUUGUGGAUCGGCAGAUAGCUGAUGGUCUCAUUCCUCCGGAUCUGAAGGAGAAGAUCAGCUUUGUGUUGCUCAGGAAACACCGUCACCAGACCAAGAAACCAAUCCACCGCUCGCUGGCAGAUAUAGGAAAGUCCUCCAACACUGCUUCCAACCGUAGUCCUCAGGUUAAUCAUAGUACUAGUUCAGCUUCUGGCAUCCACCGCUCCACAGAAGACCUACGCUCUCGGCAGUCAAGCAACCUCAGCCACCUGCAUGCUGCCCAGAGCCGAAGCAUGAAUGACAUUUCAGACACACCGAGCACAGACCAGCUGAAGAACAAGUUCAUGAAAAAGAUUCCUCGUGAUGCCGAAGCCUCCAAUGUCCUGAUCGGUGAGGUGGAUUUUCUGGACAAACCCUUCGUCUCUUUUGUACGUUUGGCUCAGGCCACGACUCUGGGAGGCCUCACCGAGGUCCCUGUGCCGACAAGGUUUCUCUUCAUCUUGCUGGGUCCUCCGGGCAAAAGCAAGUCCUACAAUGAGAUUGGCAGAGCUAUCGCUACGCUCAUGGUGGAUGAUCUGUUCAGUGAUGUUGCCUAUAAAGCAAGGGACCGUGAAGACCUGAUCGCAGGUGUCGAUGAGUUUCUGGAUGAGGUGAUUGUCCUCCCACCAGGGGAAUGGGACCCAAAGAUACGUAUCGAACCUCCCAAGAAGGUUCCAUCAGCAGAAAUGAGAAAGUCAGUGCUGAACCUGAACGAGCUGGGUCAAAUGAACGGCUCGGCCGGCGGGGCGGCUGGAGGAGAAGACGAUGAGCUUCCAGCGCCACAUGAGCUUGGAGAGGAGCUGAAAUUCACUGGGAGGUUUGGAGGUGGAUUGUGGCUGGACAUCAAACGGAAGAUCCCUUGGUAUUGUAGUGAUAUCUACGAUGGCUUCCAUAUCCAGUCUCUCUCUGCUGUGGUCUUCAUCUACCUGGGCUGCAUCACCAAUGCCAUCACCUUUGGCGGACUGCUAGGGGACGCUACCGACAAUUACCAGGGCGUGAUGGAGAGUUUCCUUGGCACUGCUUUAGCAGGGACAGUCUUUUGUCUGUUUGGUGGGCAACCUCUCAUCAUCCUCAGUUCAACUGGACCCAUUCUCAUCUUUGAGAAACUGCUUUAUGAAUUCAGCAAGAGCAAUGAUAUAGACUACAUGGAGCUGCGUCUGUGGAUUGGCCUUCACUCUUGUCUGCAGUGUUUGCUGCUGGUGCUCUCAGACGCCAGCUACAUUAUCAAGUACAUGACCCGCUUCACAGAGGAGGGUUUCUCCAGCCUCAUCUCCUUCAUAUUCAUCUCUGACGCCAUUAAGAAGAUGGUUGGAGCUUGGAAGUAUUACCCAAUCAACCGUGGCUUCAAACCUGACUACAUCACUGCCUAUAAGUGCGAAUGCAUCGCACCAGACCAGGCAUCUGUGCUGGGCUUGAAUGUUUCAGCUCCACUCGCAGAUGAUAAUAUGACACUGUUGUUUAACUUGACAGACCUGGACUGGAGUCAGCUCAGUAAGAAAGAGUGUGUGAAGUACGGUGGUAUGCUGAUGGGGAACUCCUGUAAGUAUGUUCCUGACCUGGCCCUGAUGUCCUUCAUCCUCUUCUUUGGCACCUACUCCAUGACUGUUUCUCUCAAGAAGUUCAAGUUUAGCCGCUACUUUCCAACAAAGCUCCGUAGCCUGAUAAGUGAUUUUGCCAUCAUCAUUUCUAUCCUGAUCUUCUGUGGACUGGAUUGCCUGCUGGAGCUCGAUACCCCCAAACUGCUUGUGCCCACUGAGAUCAAGCUGAGGAAGCUAAUCAGUGAUUUUGCCAUCUUCAUGUCAAUCAUGUCCUUUGUGGGUCUGGAUAUGUUGAUGGGGUUAGACACACCCAAACUAAUCGUUCCUACUGAGUUUAAGCCAACUCGUCCUGAUCGUGGCUGGUUGGUGAUGCCAUUUGGUAAGAACCCCUGGUGGUGGUACCUGGCCAGCUCUGUUCCUGCACUCCUGGUCACCAUACUCAUCUUCAUGGACCAGCAGAUCAGCGCUGUCAUAGUCAACCGCAAGGAAAACAAACUUAAGAAAGGUUGCGGUUACCACUUGGACCUGUUCUGGGUGGGUGUGCUGAUGGCUGUGUGCUCCUUCCUGGGUCUGCCCUGGUACGUAGCAGCUACUGUCAUCUCCAUCGCUCACAUCGACUCUCUGAAGAUGGAGAGCGAGUCCAGCGCUCCUGGAGAGCAGCCACAGUUCCUCGGAGUCAGGGAGCAGAGGCUGACGGGCAUUUUGGUGUUUGUUAUGACUGGACUCUCAAUUUUCCUCGCUCCCGUUCUCCAGUACAUCCCCAUGCCAGUCCUGUAUGGAGUGUUCCUCUACAUGGGUGUGGCAUCACUGAGUGGCAUCCAGUUCUGGGAGCGUAUGAAGCUGUAUCUGAUGCCAGCCAAACACCAGCCGGACUUCUCCUUCCUGCGUCACGUUCCUCUGAGACGCGUCCAUCUUUUCACCAUCGUCCAGAUCGUCUGUUUGGCCGUCCUCUGGAUCCUGAAGUCCACCUUCCUGGCCAUCAUCUUCCCAGUAAUGAUUCUGGGUCUGAUGCUCGUCCGGAAGCUGCUGGAUCUGAUAUUCUCGCAACACGACUUGGCCUGGCUGGACGACAUCCUGCCAGACAAAGACAAGAAGAAGAAGGAGGAUGAGAAGAAGAAGAAGAAGGAGAAGAAGGCGGCAGAGCCGGAGAGCGACGAGGAGGUCCUGGAGCCAGAGGAGUCGCACAAAAUUCUGGACCCUGUACAUAGGUAUUCUCUAUGGGCCCCUCCCUGCAUCCACGGCUAUUACGGCCCUUUAUCCCUCAAGUCCUAA